UUCAUAUAUUCUCUAUAUUUCAUUGACAUCUGCAUUUCUGUUAACAGACUUUGGCAGAACUUGAUAAGUGUUGGUUUAGACUUCAAUCUUCCGCAUCUAUGUAUUUAAAGAGUAAAGGAAGAAUAUAUACACUGUGCAAUAAUCAAUAAAAAUAAAUACAAUUUUAUUUUGCAGCUUUCCCGCGUAGUUAUGAACAUGGAAAAUUAAGUAAUAAAGUGGUUCCUGCAGCGACAUUAUGAAAAAUCUGAUCUGUUCACAAUAUAUGAUUCCUAUUUUUAAACCAAAUUCUAUUAGCAAGAAUGUUUUUGUUACUAUGUUACAAACAAACUUACUACAUUACAAAAAUUAUUGGAUGAGACCAAUCAAAUUUUCCAUUGCCAAGGCUGUCUUAAAGAUUAAAAUUCCUAUAACAUUCACAAUAGCAUGGCCUGCAAAACUAAAAUUUACAUCUUCAGAACAGAAAGAGAUCUUUAAACCUUCUGUUGAAGUAACCAGUGUUGCUGAUAAAUUGUUUGAAAAUGGAAAAUAUGAGGAAUGCUUCAAACUUUUAUCAAGCACAGAGGAUCAAAAUAACAUAGAAAUUAAAUGGCGCGUGUGUCGCGUUUUGUAUAAUAUAGCGAAGCAGCCUAAACAUGAUCAAGCACAUAGAGAUGAGUUGAUUUCAAAAGCCUACAGCAUUAUUGCUGAAGAAUUAGAAAGCCAUUCGGAUCAUUUUGCAGUCCAAAAAUGGUAUGCCUUAAUAUUGGACUUAAAGUGCACUAAUGAUGGUAUAAAAAGAAAGAUACAAGAACUUGCGAAUAUUAAAAAACAUAUGGAAUUGGCAAUUAACUUAAACCCAAACGAUGCUGCAUUACUACACAUGCUUGGCGAAUGGUGUUAUCAAGUGACUGAGUUUCCAUGGCACCAACGGAAAACAGCCGAAGCCCUAUACACGCCUUUACCUUACUCGUCGUAUGAAGAUGCCCUAGACUAUUUUUUAAAAGCAGAAGCCGCUCAGCCAAGAUUUUAUAGUGUCAAUUUAUUGAGACUUGGUUGUUGCUAUCUCAAAUUAAAUAAGGAGGACCAAGCAAAAUAUUACUUAAAAUUGGCUGCCAGUUAUCCUGCUAAGUCAAAUGACGAUCAUCUUGCUAAGAAAGAGGCAGCCGAGAUCUUAAGGAAAUUAAAAGUCAAGAGCGAUUUUACUAUAUCUCCCUAACUUUGGGUUUUCCAUUAUUAUUUUUAGUACUUAUUAAAUUAAUAAAAUAAACACACA
This is a messenger RNA of Pieris brassicae (large cabbage white), 1252 nucleotides long. RefSeq names its product regulator of microtubule dynamics protein 1-like. Lineage: Eukaryota; Metazoa; Arthropoda; Insecta; Lepidoptera; Pieridae. The coding region runs from base 236 to 1195 and encodes 319 amino acids. Gene Ontology annotation, cellular component: mitotic spindle pole; cytoplasm; spindle microtubule. Gene Ontology annotation, molecular function: microtubule binding. The record is from RefSeq and is a predicted model, not a curated record. The transcript is spliced from 5 exons.